Messenger RNA from Plasmodium gallinaceum, 489 nucleotides. Its product is annotated as mitochondrial import inner membrane translocase, putative. Bases 1 to 489 code for a protein of 162 amino acids. The transcript has a single exon. Gene Ontology annotation, cellular component: TIM23 mitochondrial import inner membrane translocase complex; mitochondrial inner membrane. The record is from RefSeq and is a predicted model, not a curated record. Gene Ontology annotation, biological process: protein import into mitochondrial matrix. Gene Ontology annotation, molecular function: transmembrane protein transporter activity. Lineage: Eukaryota; Apicomplexa; Aconoidasida; Haemosporida; Plasmodiidae.
AUGUUACAAGAAAGAGAUUUAGCAAGAGAACCAUGCCCUGAUAGAAUAAUAGAAGAUAUGGGUGGGGCAUUUGGUAUGGGUUGUGUAGGGGGUUAUAUAUGGCAUUUUUUAAAAGGUGCAAGAAAUAGUCCAAAAGGAGAUAUAUUAAGUGGAGCUUUAUAUAGUAGUCGUAUGAGGGCACCAAUUUUAGGUGGGAACUUUGCUGUUUGGGGAGGUACAUUUAGUUGUUUUGAUUGUGCUUUCCAAUAUGUAAGAAAAAAAGAAGAUCACUGGAAUGCCAUUGGUAGUGGUUUUUGUACAGGUGGAGUUUUAGCUAUGAGAGGAGGAUGGAGAUCUGCUUCAAGAAAUGCUAUUGUUGGAGGAGUCUUGCUAGCCAUUAUAGAAGUAGUCUCUAUUGUACUAACACGUAAGACUACCCCAACACCCAGACAACAAUUUCAACAACAAAUGGAGAUGGAAAAAAGAAUGGCUUCAAAAAAUAAUAAAUAA